AUGCAGAGUGUCUCCGACCAGCUCUUUCUCGAGGAGAGUCUUGGUGAUUAUGGUGACGUUGUUGACGAGGAAAAUGACACAGUAACGUAUAGUAAUCCUGUUAUUGUCAAGGUUAUCGAAGAAAGCGAAGAUGAGGGAUUUCGCACGCUAACCAACUUCGCUCCAAUGGAAUUUAAGAUCGUCUGGAGUGUCAUUGAAACCGAGCUUCAAGCGCGCUGGAACGAUGGCCGGGACCGCAAUUCCAAGACGACGCCAAAGGAUGCGCUUUUUAUAACGCUUGUCAUCAUGAAGUGCUACCAGACUUGGGAGAAGCAUGCACUGGACUUUGACAUCAAGGCACCAACUCUGGAGAAAAUUGUCCUUCGCGUUGUCGAAGUUAUUUCGCCUCUCAUCUACAACUACUUCGUCGUGAUGCCAACCUUGGAGCAGAUCCACGUUAGCGGUCGCCCGUUCGCCAGCUAUCCCUACGCCAAAUAA
This is a messenger RNA of Aphanomyces invadans, 477 nucleotides long. RefSeq lists its product as hypothetical. Lineage: Eukaryota; Oomycota; Saprolegniomycetes; Saprolegniales; Verrucalvaceae. The transcript has a single exon. Bases 1 to 477 code for a protein of 158 amino acids. The record is from RefSeq and is a predicted model, not a curated record.